AAUUGUUUUUCACACUUCUCCGACCGUUCCAAUAUUAACGAGAAGAAGAUGUGGUCACAAUUAUUACUCUGCUGCCUGGUCGGCUUUGCUUUCGCAAACAACGCCAACCCAGCCUGGAAAGACAACACCGAAUACAGUUACAUCGUUCGCGGUCGCACUGUAGCCAGCCUCAAUGAAGUUUCCAACCAAUACACAGGGAUUCUCCUGAAGGCCAAACUUACCAUCAUUCCCCAAUCCAACGGUAAAUUGUACGCCAAGAUUUCCGAACCUCAAUAUGGACAAAUCCACACCGAAUUGGCCGAUGGCUGGAACACUCACAUUCCAGACUCUCAAGUCGGUUACAAACAUUUGCCAUUGACUGAUAAAUACUUCGAAGUUGUGAUGGAACAAGGCGUCAUCAGAGACGUAGUUGUCAACAAGGAUGUCUCCAACUGGGAAGCCAACAUUAUCAGAAGCAUUGUCAGCCAAUUCCAAUUGGAUACCAACGCUAAAAACCUGAUCCCAAGCCACGUCAACGCUCUUCCAGAAGGUCAACAAAACAAUGCCGUCUUUAAGACCAUGGAAGAUACCAUCAACGGACAAACUGAAACCUUAUACGACAUCCACGCUCUUCCCGAAUACGUUCUCCAAAGCAAACCAUGGUUGGCUCCAAAGCACGAAUUGAGAGGAGAAGGAGAGGUUAUUGAAAUUGUCAAGAACAAGAACUUCACCAACAGCAAACAAAGACCUUCCUUUUACCACGGCUUGUCUGGCAUGAGCCAAUGGGAACCUACCACCAAUCAAAUGGGAGAAUUUUUCACCAGAACCUCCAACAGCCGCGCUGUUGUUACCGGAACCCUUAAACGUUUCACCGUACAAAACUCUUACACCGUCAACAAGAUCAUGAUGAGCCCCACUUUGAACGAUGACAAAAAAGGUUCCGUUGUAAGCAUCCUUAACGUAACCCUCCACGAAGUUCGCGCACAAAGCGAAAAACCACAAGAAAUUUCUCAACCAAUCAGCUUGGGCGAUCUCGUCUACAGAUUCAACAAACCAUACUCCACUAACCAAGUUCGUGGCGAAUACAGAGGACAAACCAACGAAGGAAUGCAAGGUUCCGGCGAAGAAAUGUACGUUGCUCAUCCAAGAUUGUUCCGUCGUUCUGUCGAAGAAUUUAAUUUAAGAUCCGCAGAACAAUACCAAAGCCAAGAAAGAUACAUGGAACGUUACUGGAACGAACAACAACAACAAGAACAACCAAAAAUGGACAAAGCCCCACAAACUCCAUUUUUGCCUUUCUCCAUUGGAUACAAAGGCCAAUCGGUCAAAACCGAACAAGGAUUUAACGUAGUCGAAAAGGUGGAAAAACUUUCCCAAGAAAUUGGCAAGUACGUUCAACAACCUGAAACCAUCUUGAAAAAAUUUGUCUUGGACAAAUUCACCAUUUUGACCCAACUUGUUCGCAUCAUGAACGCCGAUGAACUUCAAAAGGUUUCCCAAAAAUUGUACAGCCAAGAACAACACGGUGAAAAGUACGCCGCUUGGAUCGCUUUCCGUGACGCCGUCGCUCAAGCCGGAACUGGCCCAGCUUUUCUUACCAUCGAACAAUGGAUCCAAACCGACAAAAUCCAAUCCCAAGAAGCUGCCAUUGUCAUCAGCACCAUGGCCCGCGCUGUCCGCGAACCCACCGUUGAAUACAUCCGCAAAUUCUUCGAAUUGAUCAAAUCCGAAAAAAUCCAAUCCCAAAGUCAAUGGUUAAGAAAAUCUGCCCAUCUUUCUUUUGGUACCCUCUUGCGUAAUGUUUACGUCGAAAAGCGCGAAUCCCACAAUGCUUUCCCCGUCCACGUCUAUGGAAGAUUCUACAACCACGAAGGCAAAACUUUGAUGAGACAAACCAUCAUCCCAUACUUCCGUCAACAAUUGGAACAAGCCAUUUCUCAAUCCAAAACUGAACAAAUCCACAUGUACAUUCGUAGUUUGGGUAACAUUGCUGACAGAGAAAUCCUCUCCGUAUUCGAACCUUACUUGGAAGGACAAAAACAAUGCUCCCAAUUCCAACGUUUGAUGAUGGUCGUAUCUUUGGACAAACUUACCAACGGACACCCCGAAUUGGCCCGCUCCGUUCUCUACAAAAUCUACCAAAACGCCGGGGAAUCCCAAGAAGUCAGAGUGGCCGCGGUUUUCCAAUUGAUAAGAACCACCCCACCAACUGACAUGCUCCAACGCAUGGCCGAAGCUACCCACUUCGAUGAACACGACGAUGUUAACGCUGCUGUCAAAUCCUCCAUCGAAACCGCCGCUCAACUUAAAGGAGAACAAUACAGAAACUUGCGUUCCUCUGCCAGAGCUGCUCAACCCCAUCUCACCAAGAAAUACUAUGGCUUGCGUCAAUCGCAAAACUUCCUUCGCAGCUACGUUCUCGAUGAAAUCAAAGUAGAUUACAAACAAGUCGUACAAUCCAUUGUUGGACAAGGAUCUUUUAUCCCAAAAUCUGUUAAAUACUCCCUUCGUUCCUCCCUUGCCGGAUUACACCGCCAAUUGGUUAACUUACAAUACAUGGUAUCCAGCAUCGAUGAACUUACCAACGUUUUGAUGAAGCAAACUCAACACUACCAACAAGCUAGAGAACAAAGCCAAACCACCGAACACCAAUGGAGCAGCCAAAAAAUUGCUGGUAUGUUAAACAUGAAAAUGGACGAAAAAGACCAAUUGGAAGGUUCUUUGAACAUUGAAUUGGCCAACAUUCACCCACUCUUGUCUUUCGACAACCGCACUAUCGAAAGAUUGCCAGAAAUAAUCAGCGUACUCGAACAAGGAUUAAAACAAGGAAAACAAUUCCACUACAUGAAAUUCAUGGAUGCUGGAGAAUUCACCAUGGCUUUCCCCACCGAAAUGGGCAUCCCAUUCGUAUACACCUACAACACCCCUGUUCUCAGCCACUUCCACGGUAAAAUCGAGGCUCAAAUUAAACCAGAAUUCACCAACCAAGGCAAAUUCCAAAUUCCUGAAACCGUAUCCAUCAAAUCCGAUAUUAAGGCUACCCUCCACGGUAAAGUACAAGGACACAUUUCCUUCAUUGCUCCAUUCGAACACCAACAAUACGUAGCUGGAUACGACAAGGUCUUCUUUACUCAUGUCCCACUUCGUGCCAAGAUCGACGUUGAUGUCAAGAAAAUGCAAGUACAUGCCGAAUUAGAACCAAUGUAUGAACAACAAGGCAAACAACAGGUUUUGCACUACAGCACUGUACCAUACACCACCAAAGCUGAUUUGCUUAAAGCCGAACCUUUCCUCGCCAGACAAAGCACUCAAGUCAUCUCUCAAAAAUUGAACCAAGGUUUAGAACACGUUUUCGGAAAGAAGGAAAUGGGCAUGGCUCUUCGCGUUGAAUGCGAACACGAACAAAGAAGAAACAACCUCUGGUGGCUUACCAAGCUCAUGGAAAGUCAAGAUCCUCUGGCCCUUUUGCAAUUCGUUAAAUUCGGUGCCAUCGAACGUAGCCAAUUGAAUGUCUUCUACUUGCCCCAAGAAUCCACCACCCGCAAGGUCGCAAUCAAAUUGGGAUACCAACAAGAUUACAAAACUCAAGGAUCUGACGAAAGUAGCGACGAUUUGUCUCAACUUGCCCAAACCAGCUUAGAAUCUGACGCUCGCCAACAAGAUUUUAUCAAGAUGGUAUCCGCUGGAAUCAAGAGCGUGCACACUAGAGUCGUUGAUGGUCAAAUCGAAUUUCAAGGACAACAAACCUUAAAAUACACCCUUACAGGUGCCAUCGCCAAAAGUAACGUCGAUCCUAAAUCCCGUUUCUUGGUUCUCGUCAAAUCUGAAAACCAAAUGAAACCAUUCCAACUUGCCAUCAGUGGCAAAAGCCAAAUCCCCAACACCAACGGACUCGACUUGACCGAAUCCCUAAAGGUCCAACCCCAAAUCAACACCCAAGUUAAAAUUGCUUUCGGUGAAAACCUUCAGCAAUCCGCUUCCAAAAUCAAUGCUGAAAUCGAACUCCGCAGAAGCGAAUCCCGCAAACAAUACUUGCUCGAAGAACCCAUGUACCACGAAUGCAAACGUCAAAUGCAAGAAGGUAACCGCCAACUUCCAGCCUGCGCUAACAUGACCAUCAGAGCCAACCAAUUGGACGACAUCCGUGUUAAAAUCCAACAUGAAAACAUGAAACCUGAAUCCACCAGAGCAAUUCAACACGUAUACAACGCUCUUCGCUACCAAAUGACCGUACUUCCUUACGUCGAAAUCCAAGAAAGCCAACAACAAGACAAACAAAUCUACGUUAAAGCCCGUUUUGCUCCAAACCUUAGAGCCAUCAACGUAACUGUUCAAGAUGGACAAGAAGAAAUCACCUUGAAAAACGUUAACGUCAACGAAUGGUUCGCCAAUGUCUUCGUUGCCCACCCAGUCUUCCACGUUAAAUCUCGCCUUGCAGGAAAAAUGCUUGGCUACCAAAACUACAGACCUAACUGCGUUGUUGAUCAUACUGAAGCCAACACUUACUCCAACAGAACAUACUCCAUCAGAUCUCUUCCAAAUCAAUGGACUGUCAUGAUGCAAUACGUUCCCGAAAAGGCCCGCCAAGAACAACAAUCCGUAAACGGACAAGAACAAUUGAAACGCCAACUUGAAAACUACCUCGUUAUGGUUCGCCAAAACAAAGAGAACCCAAAACAAAAGGACGUCAAAAUUACCUUCAACGAACCAAGAACCCAAGGCAAAACUUUGGAAAUCACCAUGCAACCAGCUCAAUCCGGUCAACUAUCCGACGUCAAGCCCAAGGCUAAAGUGUUCGUUGGACAACAGCAAGUCCAAGUAAACAGUCAACAAAGCCACGACAUCCAAGGAGAUUUGGUCCAAAUCUACGCUUUGCCCAACGGAGAAGUCAAGGUUGAAGUACGCGGUAAAUUCUACGCCAUCUACGAUGGAGAACGCGUCAAACUCACCCUUCAAAAUGGACAAUUCCGCGAUCAAAUCCGCGGUCUUUGCGGACAAUGGAACGGACAAAAAUCCACGGAAUUCCAAACCCCUGAAAACUGCAUUGUGAGAGGAGAACGCGAGUUCAUCCAAAGCUGGAACGCCGAACAACCCCAAAAACAACAACGCCAACAAUGCUACAGACAAGAAGUUUUGUACGCCAACGUCGUUUCCAAGCAAGAUCGCGGAUAUGGCCAAGAACGCCAAAACCAACACCAACACUCCGGUGACAUGUGCACCAAAUACCAAACCCGCUACGUCGAACAAAACGGCGAAAUCUGCUUCACCAUCCGCCCGAUGCCUGUUUGCCAAUGCCAACAACGCGGCACCAUCACCAAGAACGUAGCCGUCCACUGCAUCAAGCAAUCCAAUGUUGCCAACUUGUGGAAGAGCCAAAUCAAAAAUGGCGCCAGCCCCGACUUUGGAUCCAAAACCGAAACCAGAAAGAUCCAAAUGGAGCUCCCCCAACAAUGUUCCCAAUGAUACAGGAACACGAAAUUAAUGUUUAGUCCUAAUUAAGAGCAAAAAUUAAAUAAAAAAAUAAACCUCUUUAAUAA
Molecule: messenger RNA, 5516 nt
Organism: Brassicogethes aeneus
Lineage: Eukaryota; Metazoa; Arthropoda; Insecta; Coleoptera; Nitidulidae
Source: the annotation of a GenBank genome assembly